Molecule: messenger RNA, 2529 nt
Organism: Danaus chrysippus (African queen)
Lineage: Eukaryota; Metazoa; Arthropoda; Insecta; Lepidoptera; Nymphalidae
Source: the annotation of a GenBank genome assembly
AUGUGUAUGCCAACGAGUAAUGUUGCGGGCUUCGGCUACUCGUGGGGUUUCACGAGUAACGCAGAUCUGACCAAGUGUGAAGUCGAGACACCCAGCAGCCUGAGCUAUACCUUGGGGAAUACGGUUUCUCCAGAAACGACACUGACUGUUAUGUCGCACAAAACUCCACAAGUGCAAGACAAAGUGGGUACAGUAGCAGUAGCGGUAACAAAUGCAGCAACUCAAGUCACAAGGGUGGUAACAGCAGGUACACCUGUGACUGCUAGGAGGGCCAUGUUUGUGUUGAACGAAGCCCCCACGCACACAAUUAGUAGAGUCUCACAACCAAAUCAGACGGCAACUAUACAGAGUGAGUCAACACAUUUAUCUGCAAAACCAUUCAUGACACCGAUUGGUCCUAUUCAGUUGACUGCAGAGGAAUGUAAUGAGAUUUUGAUGAAACGGGCCCUUCAAGCACAAGGUAUAGCCACACCAGUCAUAGAUGCUUCCCAGUUGAAUCAUUCUAUAUUAAAUGGGAGUCUGAAGAGCCUUGCCGAGGCCACCGCCCAGCAGUCACAGGCUGAUUCAAUACAGACAACCGUUCAUCAACACCACUUGCUUAAUACUAAACAGGAACCGGGUACAGCAAAUAAUUCACCUAAAACGGUGUAUUCACAGACAGACAUGAUGACUAACGCUGGGAUGACUGUGCCACCGGUCAAGGAACGUCCAUACUCAUGUGAGGAGUGCGGAAAAUCUUUUCUACUGAAGCAUCAUCUCACAACACAUGCAAGAGUUCAUACAGGAGAGAGGCCUCAUGUAUGUGGUCAUUGUGGGAAAGCGUUUGCAAGAAAACAUUGCCUCAAUACACAUCUACUGUUACAUUCUGCUGACCGGCCCUACAGAUGUCAUGAGUGUAAAAUGGCAUUCACACUUAAACACCAUCUUGUUACACAUUCACGAGUUCACAGUCGCGAGCGUCCGUUUGUAUGCGGCGAGUGCGGUCGAGGGUUCCCCUUGAAGCGACAUCUAGUGACGCACAGCAAGUACCACGCGGGGGAGAGACCCUUCGUCUGCGGAGACUGUGGGGAGAGCUUUGCGCAGAAAGAACAUCUUGUAAUGCACAGUCGUUUCCACGGUUCAUUGUCACCGUUCGUAUGUCCUGACUGCGGGGUCGCCUUCGCAAGAAAAUUCCAACUUGUCAAUCACGGCCGAGUACACGGCAGAGUGCCACACGCCUGUCCCGUCUGUGGGAAAGAAUUUCUACAGAAGAGGACUCUAGUCGCGCAUCUGAAAAUUCACACGGGAGAAGGAGCGGUGGCUUGUUUAGAGUGUGGCGAAGCUUUUAAAUGUAAACCCGAACUACAGCAGCAUUUGAAGAUAACGAGGCACUGUCUCACUGCGACCCAACAGCAGAGUCAGCAACAACAACAACAGCAGCAACAACAACAGCAACAGCAGCAGCAAGCACAGCAACAGGCUCAACAACAAGCCCAGCAACAGCAACAACAACAGCAGCAACAACAACAGACAACUGUUAUAAAACAAGACGAUUUCAAACCUCAAAUAGUUCAAGUAAUUGGUGCCGAUGGUCAAAUUAUCACUGAGAAGGCAUCCCCUGGUUAUGUGUGUCCUGAAUGCGGCUCUUGCUUCAAUACCAAGGAGGCGUUGUCACUGCACGUGAGACUGCACGCGGGCGACCGCACGUGUGUCACUGACCUGUGUGCACUCACCGCCGCCUUGCAGCCCAGUCUGGUGCAUCACAAUCAACCCAUUCAAAUAAUAUCUUCCAACCCCAGUAACGUAGUACACACACAGGUAAUAGCAACGAAUCAUCACAUGACGACCCCACGACCGAAGUUACAUUUCUGUGUCGACUGCGGUAAAGGAUUCGCUGCGAAACACGGCUUAUUGGCUCAUCAUAAAAGGCAUCCAGAUAGCAGUUGUACCCUUCGGACGCACGUGUGUGAUCAGUGUGGGAAAGCAUUCUUCCAGAAGAACCAUCUCAUGCUGCAUCAGAGACAACACAUGGACCUACCGCCUAGAAAUUCACAAGCACAACAACAAGCAACACAACAAGCACAACAGCAAGCGGCCCAACAGGCGGCACAGCAAGCGGCGCAACAGGUAGCACAACAAGUACAGCAACAGGUGCAGCAGCAGCAACAACAGCAGCAGCAACAACAACAACAACAGCAGCAGCAGCAACAACAUCAGGUGCAGCACCAGAACCUCGAGAUGGAUCAGCAAGAUCACCAGCAACCGACUCACAUACAGGUUGUAACGAAUCGUUCGGGGCAGGUUAUAGGCAACCAGAUAGUAGUGGGCACUGUCGGCGGGCGACGUGCCCUGCUCGGCUCACCGCUACACAUAGUCACCAGGGACGGGAAACAACUCGCCUCGCAGAUAGGACACAAGAGACACCACGCCGGUGAUGUGAAGGAGGUCGGUGGGCUAGUAUUGUCGGGUCGUGGGGCGACUGGGCUCAUCAAGUACGAGAUAUCGAUACCACCGCCGGCGUCAGUGGUACAAGUACAGCAACUAGACUGA